GUUUCAGAAAUGGCUUCGAACGAAGCCGAAGUUGUUGCAGAUUUCUAUGACAUAGAUUCGCUGCUGUCAAGAUCAGCUAGAGUAGCUUGCAUUUAUGCAGAUGGCACUCCUAGAGAUAUUUACGAUAUGCUCGGUACGACUGCUCCACAUUUCACAGAUGAGAAGGGAUACAAAGUUUUUACGCCAUUCUGGUUCGUGCGCCCAUUGGAACAGAAGGGAUUCUGCAGUCUUACCCUGCCAAUGGCCUACAAUCCCAAUGUAAGGAAUGUAUUACUGGCGCAUGGAGAACAUGCCGAUCUAGAAGAUGCUGUAGCAUUAGCGGAAUGUCUUCUGAAGACGAUGGUGCAGCGAAUAGGAGGAAUCGUCUUGAGAGCUAUUCAUGGCAAUGAGGCUCCUAAGAAAAUGGAUAAUUUGGAGAAGAAACUUUACGAGGAAAGCGUGAGGAAUAGAGAUCGGUUGCUCGACUAUUUCAGAACACAGCGACCAUCAAGUAGCCGAAAACGUCGCUACGACUUGAUACGAUGAUAUAAUACUUCUGUGAUAAUUUAUUCCAUUUGUGAUAACAAACAUGCAAUGUUCA
Molecule: messenger RNA, 580 nt
Organism: Cylicocyclus nassatus
Lineage: Eukaryota; Metazoa; Nematoda; Chromadorea; Rhabditida; Strongylidae
Source: the annotation of a GenBank genome assembly